Ichthyophthirius multifiliis is the source of this 335-nucleotide messenger RNA. RefSeq lists its product as hypothetical. The record is from RefSeq and is a predicted model, not a curated record. Lineage: Eukaryota; Ciliophora; Oligohymenophorea; Hymenostomatida. The transcript has 3 exons.
GAAUUCUAAAGAAAAAAUUACUGGAAAAAGCCGAAAUAUAAUAAAAAAUUAUAGAUUUACGUUAAAAAUGAUUAAUUUAUAAAAAAAAAUAGAAUUUGUAAAAAAGAAUUAUGCAAAUGAUUAACUUUUUUAAGAUUUGGAAAAUAAAAAUCCUUAAUAAACUAUUAAUAUUUCUUAAAAUAUAGAUUCUAAGAAUUUUUAAAAAGAAAAAAAUUACUAAAAUAAUGAAACUCUAGAAAUAAAUAUCAAUAAAAUUUUUUAAUUAAAACAGAAUCAAAUAGUCCUAAAUAUAUAAACAAAGUAUCAUAAUGCUCAAAGUCUUCUAUUUAAAAUGA